Messenger RNA from Talaromyces amestolkiae, 2379 nucleotides. RefSeq lists its product as uncharacterized. The record is from RefSeq and is a predicted model, not a curated record. NCBI's taxonomy places the organism in Eukaryota, Fungi, Ascomycota, Eurotiomycetes, Eurotiales, Trichocomaceae. The coding region runs from base 1 to 2379 and encodes 792 amino acids. Gene Ontology annotation, molecular function: alpha-L-fucosidase activity. The transcript is spliced from 3 exons. Gene Ontology annotation, biological process: glycoside catabolic process; fucose metabolic process. Gene Ontology annotation, cellular component: lysosome.
AUGCAGCUAAAUACCAAAGCUUCCUUGGUCUAUGGGCUUGCUCUUGCAACAGCAGUCCAAGGAGCCCUAGACGCAGUCAGUCAGUCAACUCCUGUUUCUCUCAGGUCCUAUUUCAAUAACAAGGCUUUUGGAUCAUGCCCCGGCUAUGCCGCCUUUGAUGCGUUGAAUGAUUCCUACCCGGAUCCUAGUAUCAUUGGUAUCAAUGGGACCUAUACAUCAAAAUCAACUGGGGUUACCUAUGAUUUUCCUGGUCUUCAGCUCGCUUCGGCUCCAGAUAAUGUCAUCUGCGAAGGACAGACAAUCGCCGUCCCCAGCUCAGGAUAUUUUUCGGCCUCGAUCUUGGUCUCAUCAGACGUCGAGCUUUCUACUGUCUCUGGAAACAUAACCUACACUUAUUCAGACAACUCUACUCUUACAUCCGAACUGCGUAGCCUGCCUUGGUGGGCAUUCCUGACCAUUAAUCGUGGCGAGAUCAUUUUCCCCUAUCGCUUCACGGCGAAUAGUACGAAUUUCAAUACAACACAUAUCUUUGAGUACACGGCCGCUCUGGACCCGAGCAAAACUCUCAACUCUAUCACACUACCAGAUACAACCAACGCUACUACUGGGAGACUGCACGUAUUUGCUAUAUCUCUGUGGAAUGCAGCAUCCUCAUCAGCCCAAGUGCAAUUUGUGCGGCCAACCCAGAAAUGGACAGCCGACGGAAGCCAAGUUAUAGAGGUCACCAUAAACAAUUCUGGUCUUGACUGUAUUUCCGGAGAGGGCCUGAGCGUCUCAAUUGCAAUGCCUGGGGUACAGACCUUGGAGCCUGGUCAUAUCAAGAGGUUGUGUCCCGGUGAUCAGAAAAGAGUGGAUGUAGGCGUGAAUGGCACAGCCACUGGUCCAGCUGAAAUUAUACUACAACAUGACCGGUUUGCUGUACAACAGCAGGUUGCAAAUGUUUCUAUUGGCUUGACUGAGUGGACAUCAGACUUAUCAAAUCUUGCUCAACACGAGAGUCCUCAAUGGUAUGACGACGCCAAAUUUGGAAUUUUCAUCCACUGGGGUCCAUAUUCGGUUCCCGGCUGGGGUAAUUCGACUCCGUAUGAGAGCUAUGCCGAGUGGUUUUGGUGGUAUUCCACCCACACAGCAGCCGACAAGUCCGACUUCUACGACUACCGACUGCGCACCUUCGGUCCUGACUGGAAUUACGAUGAUGGUUUCGCCAACUUCACCGCAGCUAAUUGGGAUCCCAAAGCUUGGGUCGAUCUAAUCUACGCAUCAGGUGCAAAAUAUUUUGUCUUGACAACCAAGCAUCAUGAUGGCCUUGCGCUAUUCAAUACUUCCGACACCACUGAUCGCAAUACGCUGCACUACGGUCCCAAGCGAGAUCUUGUGCAAGAUCUUUUCGAUGCUGCGAAGACCUAUCAGCCAACUCUAAAGCGCGGGACUUACUUUUCCCUCCCAGAGUGGUUCAACCCCGACUUUGGGCCUUAUGGCUUUGCCCAAUUGCCUGGGAAUUCUUCUACCACCUGGCCGGGAAUCAUUGCACGUAAUCCAUAUACGGGUCUUGAUGAGCCCUACACGGGACGGCUUCCCAUUGGCGACUUCAUCACUGAUCUGAUGGUGCCACAAAUGGAGAUUCUUGCCUAUAACUACUCUACUGAUAUCCUGUGGUGCGACUGUGGUGCCGCUAAUGGAACCGCUCCCUUCGCGGCUUCAUGGUGGAAUCAAGCACGAGCAGAGGACCGACAGGUCACCAUAAAUUCUCGCUGUGGACUAGCCGAGGUUGCAGAUUUUGAUACGCCGGAAUAUGCAACUUUUUCGACGGCGCAAAGACGCAAGUGGGAGUCUAACGAAGGAAUGGAUCCUUACAGCUACGGCUAUAAUCGCGCAACGGCCAGUAGUGCCUAUAUGAAUGCUACUACCAUUAUACAGGACUUGGUUGACAUGGUCAGCAAGAACGGGAAUUUCUUGCUAGAUAUCGGUCCCCGUGCCGACGGUACCAUAGUCAAAGCUGAAGCGGACAAUCUUCGCAUGGCUGGAGAAUGGAUUCAUUCCCAUGCCGAAGCGAUUUUCAAUACGACCUACUGGUUCGUUAUGCCGGAAAUUGGGGACCAGAAUGUUCGAUUCACACAGACAAAUGAUGCAUUUUAUAUUCUAUUCUUGGAAGAGCCAACAACAAACAGCAUAUAUAUUGAUGCACCUUUACCAUUGUUGAAAGGCGAUGUCGUUUCUGUGGUCGGUCAAGAUCACUCCCAUUCGCAUAUUAGGUGGGAGGAAGGGCAAGGCAAACAUGGAGGGUCGGUCCCUGAUUCCGGAUUCACAUUUCAUGUUCCGGAGUCCGCCUGGGAAGGAGAGAUGUAUUGCUGGGUCCUAAAGAUUGAAUAUGCAGCAUAA